Galdieria sulphuraria is the source of this 2969-nucleotide messenger RNA. RefSeq names its product gamma-glutamyltranspeptidase isoform 1. NCBI's taxonomy places the organism in Eukaryota, Rhodophyta, Bangiophyceae, Galdieriales, Galdieriaceae. Gene Ontology annotation, cellular component: plasma membrane. The coding region runs from base 31 to 2403 and encodes 790 amino acids. Gene Ontology annotation, molecular function: glutathione gamma-glutamate hydrolase. The record is from RefSeq and is a predicted model, not a curated record. The transcript is spliced from 7 exons. Gene Ontology annotation, biological process: glutathione catabolic process.
UGGGAUUGGGAUGAACACUUCUCGAACAGGAUGAGUUCGUACGCAAAGUUACCAAACGAUGGCGACGAAAACAGACGCCCAGACAUAGGAAGGAACGCUCAAGAAAAUGGAGGAGACUGGGGAGUUGAGUCGCCAAUCCAGGGAACAGCAUAUUCUCCAGUUGAAGACGAAGAAGCGCAGAACAUUAGAUUGGAAGAUAUUUACGUGAAUAACUGGCACCCUGAUGACUUUAACGAGGUACAACCUGCUGGCUCGGAAAAGUCUGCUUACAGGAUUAGCGAAAGAAGUGGUUUUCCUCCGCUACUUGGAAACUUGAAUCAGGUGGAAACGGAAAUAGACUUGGAACCUACUAGAAGUGAAUGGGGUCCUUGGGAUUGGCAGCCUGGAAGCUUAUCUACUGGAAGACGAUUAAUGUAUCGCGUUUCGAGUCUUGCUAAAAGAAUAUUGGGAGUUAGCAGCAGUGACUCUUGGUUUGAGGACAGGGAAACCUCUCGUUAUUGUGGAAUGAUUUCACUUUUGUUGUUACUGGCUUUUGUUGUAUUAGGCUUGCCAGUGGUAUUGCACAAGCUAAGUCCGGAAGCACCGGAGCUUCCAGGUAAGACUUUUUUUGAUUUUCACUUUGAUCUUAGCUUUCUGUUGUUAAUAGGAGUCGCACAGGAAACAACCUCUACGUCUGUUCUUGUUACAGGUGCAAAAGGUUCGGUUGCCGCAGAUAAUCCAGAGUGCUCCAAGAUCGGAAUCAGAGUCCUUCGUGAUAUGGAUGGAAAUGCGGUUGAUUCAGCUAUUGCUACGACAUUGUGUCAAGGAGUGUUGAAUCCUUUCGCUAGUACAAUCGGUGGUGGUUGCUUUAUACUUAUUCGUUUGGCAAAUGGAACCGAAGAUUUUUUGGACGGAAGGGAAGUUGCUCCAUCUUCAUCUACAAAGGAAAUGUUUUUGAACAGCUCUACUUCAGUAGUUGGUGGGAAAGCAGUUGCAGUUCCUGGAGAGUUGAAAGCUUUAGAGUUAGCACAUCAACUCUAUGGAAAAGUUUCAUGGAAGUCCCUUGUCGAGCUGAGUGUAGAACUUGCUAGUUCUUCAAAGGUCGGACCACUUCUUGCCAAACGACUGAAAGAAUACAAAGACAUUAUUUUUGAGUCACCUUCAUUAAGGGAAUUAUUUACAAAAGUAGUUUUUGUAAAGACUCCUGAAUUCAGUUCUCGUGUGGUUUCCGAGUGUGUAAAUUCUUCUGUGGAGAAUAUGCAUCGAAGAUCGGAAGGAACUGUGGAGGAAAAUUUCAAUUCUUCUAACUAUGAAGGCGAAGAUGAAGAAUUUGUAUUGUUAGAAGAAAAUGACAAUUGGUCACAAGUAGCUUUAAGGAAAACCCUUGAGUUGGUUGCUGAAAAAGGGGCAGAUGCAUUGUAUCAACACUUAGCUAAAAACCUUUCUGAAGAUGUCAUUCGAGCCGGUGGGAUCCUAACAGCAGAUGACUUACGGAACUAUCAAGUUAUUCGACGUACCCCGAUUCAUUUCGAAUAUAACGGGUUGGAUUUGAUUAGUGUUCCACCUCCAUCUUCUGGUGGACCCACUUUAGGAUUGAUUCUGAACAUUUUGCAAUUAGCGAAAAUGAAUACGUUGGGCAGAAAUGGUCGUUCUUAUCACUUUUUAACGGAAGCAUUGAAGUUUGCAUUUGGUGAGAGGAUGUUACUAGGUGAUCCUGCUUUCGUAAAUGGAACCGACGAACAAGUUGAGAAGAUGUUGAGUGAGAGUUUGGCGAACGAUUUGUUUUCUCGUAUCGUUGAACAAAAGACUUUUGCACCUUCACAUUACAUCACGUCACAAAGGACUAUCAAUGAAGAUCAUGGUACUACUCACUUAUCUGUGGUUGAUGAAGAAGGAAAUGCAGUUGCGAUUACUUCAACCGUGAAUCUUCCAUUUGGUGCACGUUUUGUUUCUUCCUCUACAGGAAUACUUUUAAAUAACGAAAUGGAUGACUUCUCUACCGGAAAUCGUGAAAAUUCGUUUGGUUUAGCUCCAGCAGAAGCAAAUGAAGUAGAACCUGGAAAGCGGCCUUUAUCUUCUAUGAGUCCUCUUAUUGUUUUGAAGAACGGAAGACUUUAUAUGGUAUUAGGUGGAAGUGGUGGUCCAAGAAUCAUUACUUCAGUUGCUCAAGUAUUUUUGAAUAUUGCAACGUUUGGAGACGAUCCUGCAAAGGCCAUAGCGGCGCCUCGUUUACACCAUCAGUUGUUUCCAAAUACUGUUUUUUUGGAGUCUUUGAACAGUUCUUCUUGUGAGUUGACCGAUACUUUUUCAACUUCUUUAUCAAACAAGCCUGAUUGGUCUUACUGGUCCGACGUUUGUCAAGACUUGAAAGAUGCUGGACAUAAUAUUACAGUGAGUUUGUGUAGUUCUUUCCUUUUAUUCUAACAGUUUUGUGUCAAAGGCUCCUUCAGAAGCUGGUGUAGUUCAAGUCGUUGUAGUUACAAGUGACAUGAAUGGUGAUAAUAGGCGACUAUUGGCUGCUAGUGAUCCGAGAAAGUUGGGAAGGGCGGCGGCAUACUGAAGAAUAUAUAUAUUUGGUUAUUCAUGAUAAUAAUAUUAAAAUAAAAACUCUGUAUAAAACAGAAAUGUGACACUUUUUAUGUAUAGAAGAACAGAAUCGUAUCUCAGUUGAAAUGUUUCUUACAAGCCAAUCAUAUCGAAACAAUGGCGAGAGUAGAAAUCCAAAUUUCUCAACGACCGUUUCGGUGGAUACAUCCAAUACACGCACCCUCAACAGACGGGUGCGCAGCGGAUGAGCCUUUUUAUCCACUUUGAUGCGAUCCUCUUGUUUUCGUUAUCCGGGACGAUACGGCUUUCAUGUGAGGCGCAAUGAAUGAUGUUUGAUCAAUUUGUCAAGAAGACAUUCUGCAAAGUAGAAAAUGUCGUCACCAGUAGCAAUAACUCGACAGCUUGUAAAAGUUUAGAAACCAUAGAUGGUUCACAACUAAAAU